AUGCUAUCAACAGACUCAGACUUCGAUCUCAGACCGUCCACUCAGUCCAGUAGUUUGGGAUUCAGUGCUUCCGCAUUUGCUGAUAUUAACAACUUGGAGCAUUGCGCCAAAUACCUGAACCAAACCCUCGUCACCUUUGGAUUCCCCGCUUCGCUCGAUCUCCUCGCAAAUGAUCCGGUGUCAAUUGCGCGAACUUGCAAUUGUCUAUACUCUUUAUUACAGCAGAGGCAAAGGGACAUUGAAUUCAGAGAGUCUGCUAAUGAACAAAGGCAACGAUUUAUCUCGGACAUAUCGAGAUUAGAGGCCAAAGUAGAGAGGCUGGAGUCGCAGUUAUCUGCCAAAGAUAGAGAGAUAGCAACAAUUACUAGAACGGAAGCCAAAGCUACCGCAACUUUUAAGGCCCAGAUUGAGAAGUUGCAGCAGGAGCGAGAUGAAUUCCAAAGGAUGGUUAUUGGUAAUCAGCAAGUGAGAACUCAACAAAUACAUGAGAUGAAGAAAAAGGAAAAAGAGUAUAUAAAAUUGCAGGAGAGACUAAACCAGGUCUUGAUGGAGAAAAAAAAGGAAUCCCGAUCGGGCAUGGAGAUAAUGAAUUUACUCCAGAAAGAAGGGCGGCAACGCGGGACAUGGAAUGGAAAGAAGGCUGACAAUGACUUUUAUAAAAAGAUUGUUGAUGCUUAUGAGGCAAAAAAUCAAGAACUAGUAGCCGAGAAUGCUGAUUUGAGGGCUUUAUUACGUUCAAUGCAGGUAGAGAGACUAAACCAGGUCUUGAUGGAGAAAAAAAAGGAAUCCCGAUCGGGCAUGGAGAUAAUGAAUUUACUCCAGAAAGAAGGGCGGCAACGCGGGACAUGGAAUGGAAAGAAGGCUGACAAUGACUUUUAUAAAAAGAUUGUUGAUGCUUAUGAGGCAAAAAAUCAAGAACUAGUAGCCGAGAAUGCUGAUUUGAGGGCUUUAUUACGUUCAAUGCAGGUGGACAUGCGUGAUUUCUUAAAUGCUCCAAAUGGAUCAUCCAAGCAAGCGAUUCCCGUCAAUGAAAGGUUGGAUGCUGACCCCUCAAACUCUCCAUUGGGCGGGCGGACGGAUGUCUUUGACUUGCCUUUUCACAUGGCUAGAGAUCAAAUAGAAGAAAGUCUUAGAAAUAAGAUGGCCUCUAUAAAGGAGCGGAUGGGUCAACUACAAGAUGCACAAAAAGAAGCAGAAGUAACUUCUGAAGUAACUGAGAGAGAGCUUGAGCUGGAAGCUCAACUUGUUGAGGCAAGGAGCAUUAUUCAAGAGCAGUGUACAUGUUUGUGUGUAAAUGAUGCUUGGUAUAUGGGGGCAAUGGAUGAGGUUAGACCAAGAGGUGGUGGUGCAAUAUUAGGUGGUUGA
Messenger RNA from Ilex paraguariensis (yerba mate), 1365 nucleotides. NCBI's taxonomy places the organism in Eukaryota, Viridiplantae, Streptophyta, Magnoliopsida, Aquifoliales, Aquifoliaceae. The record is from the annotation of a GenBank genome assembly.